Messenger RNA from Grosmannia clavigera kw1407, 2631 nucleotides. Its product is annotated as phytase. Lineage: Eukaryota; Fungi; Ascomycota; Sordariomycetes; Ophiostomatales; Ophiostomataceae. The record is from RefSeq and is a predicted model, not a curated record. The transcript has 4 exons. Gene Ontology annotation, molecular function: acid phosphatase activity. Bases 1 to 2631 code for a protein of 876 amino acids.
AUGUCGACAGGCAUAUCGGCAGCAUCCAGCUUAACGCAGACUCCAUCCGCUGAGCAGAGCUCUACGUCGAGCUUCCCCCCAAGUCUUGAUGCUCAAGAAGAGCCUUCAUUGGAAGAGAUUCAGCUGAAGCCCUGGAAAUUCAUUGGCUACAACGGAUACUCCAAGUUCAUUGCCUCCGAUACCGAUUUCUUCAUAGUGCGUCGGUUUGACACUUUAAAUGCACGUGUGACGCUUGCUUUGCAGGACCAAAUAUCUGCUCUGGAAGAAGAGCUGGCCGAGCUAGACAAAAAAUACAGUCGUCGAGACGCCGAAGACGUAAACAACGACAAGCACAUUCUGCAGCAGUCCAGUCUGAGGCAAUUUUCCAAGGCACCGAUGCGAGACAUCAAGAACAUUCGCACCUGGCAAUGCAAUUAUGACAAUGCAGCCAUCAGCGAACGGGGUUACCUCACGCAUGAGGAGGACCUCAUAUGCGUAGUAAAAAAGGACAAGAUGCCCCUUCGCCGAAUGAUCGACAGCUCUCGGCGACUUCGAACUCUGCGAAUCUGGCGACAACCCUCGAAAGACGGUUCUCCGCCUGAUGACGACACAGUUCAAUAUUACCUGGAUAAGCGCAUGGAUGAUUUCGCCACAGGUGUAAUAAUUGCAGUCGGCAUCUUCAUGCUGAUCACACCGCUUUGGGUUCUUCAAUUCAUGGCAAACACAACAAUGAAGCUCGUCGUUAUUACAGUUUUCAUAUUGGCUUUUUUGCUGAUGCUGUCAUUUGCCAUGGCCUCGAAACCGUUUGAAGCGUUAGGGGCUACAGCUGCGUCUAUCAUAAUCAGCUUCACAAUGGGCCUGGGGUCUGCCAAAGAUGCUGUCCGCUCCUUUUUGGACCGCGAUUUUCGAUACCAGCGCCUCGCAGAAACGAGUACCAACUCACAUGAUCGUCGCGGUCACUUCUCACGGCUUAGGAGACAACCACGCGGGCUGCUACCACAGACGGAGAGCGGAAACGAAAGUGGCAGCGUAUCUGGGGUGUGGGCACGCAGCAACCGGUCGCUGCUCAAGCUGAGCCUCAUGACUGUGUCGAUUAUCCUGGUAUCAUACCUCGGGAUCACCUUCUCCCGGGCUUCAAAGGUUAUAAAGGGUGCUUCCUGCGAUACCGUUGACCAUGGCUACCAAUGCUAUGCGUCCGUGGCGCAGCAAUGGGGCCAAUACGCGCCUUUUUUCUCUGUGCCGUCGCCCACAGACUCUGCUGUUGCAGGCGAUGUCUCAGGGGGAACGGACCAUGUCUUGGAUGCGGCAGAGCUCCCCCCCAACUGUCACUUCACGUUCGCUCAGGUGCUGUCGCGUCACGGCGGUCGCGAUCCCACGGCAGGCAAGUCGAUAGCGUACGGGGCGCUGAUUGAGCACAUCCAAGACUCGGUGGAGCGCUUUUCGGAUGGCCCGGACGGGAAGUUUGCGUUCUUGGCCGACUACUCGUACCAGCUCGGGGCGGACGAGCUGACGGUCUUCGGCGAGCGGCAGAUGGUGCACUCGGGCGAGCACUUCUUCAACCGGUACCGCUCGCUGGUGGUGUCUCUGUCGUCCUCGACCUCGUCUGCCUCAUCGGUUGUCAUGCCAUUUGUGCGCUCAGCUGGACAGCAUCGUGUGCUCGUAUCGGCGAUCGAUUGGAUCCAUGGUUUUCACAAGGCGCGGAAGCAGGACCCGGCCUUCGCCACGGAACAGCUGUCGGCGACGGCGGAACAGCCGCUCGUCGUGAUCCCAGAGGAGAGCGGCUUCAACAACACGCUCAGCUACAACGGACUCUGCAAGGCGUUUUCGGGCCGCGCAGGCCUACAGGCGCAGAGGACGUAUGCCGAGACGUUUGUGCCGGACAUUACGGCGCGACUGAACCGGGGUCUUCCGGGAUCCAACAUUUCGGACGUUGACACGAUCGCCUUGAUGGACCUGUGUCCGUUUGAGACGAUUGCAAACGGGGACGACGACACCGACGGCGCGGAUGGCAAGACGAGCGGAGGGCAGCGGUUGUCGCCAUUCUGCGAUCUGUUCUCGGAGACAGAAUGGCAGCGCUACGACUACUUCCAGACGCUGGGCAAGUGGUACGGCUACGGUGACGGCAGCGCGCUGGGGGGGACGCAGGGCGUGGGCUACGUCAACGAGCUGGUGGCACGACUCACAAAGACGCCGGUGGUCGACCACACGACGACGAACCGCUCGCUGGACGCAGACCCGGCGACCUUCCCGCUCAACGCCACGCUGUACGCCGACUUCAGCCACGACAACGACAUGGCCAACAUCUUUGCCGCACUGGGCCUGUACAAUGGGAGUGACGAUGCUAUUGCCGGCUUCUCGGCGCCGCUGCAGCCGUCCAAUACGACGCGCACCGAGCCCGGGGACAUGCGUGGCUACGCGGCCAGCUGGGUGGUGCCGUUUGCAGCGCGCAUGUACGUGGAGAAGAUGGUGUGUGACGGCGGCAACGACGGCAACGACGGCAGCGAGGAGCUCGUACGCGUGCUCGUCAACGACCGCGUGGUGCCACUGGUGCGCUGCGGCGCCGACCAGCUCGGACGCUGCACGCUCAGCCGGUUCAUCGACAGCCUGGCCUUUGCCCGCAGCGGCGGCCACUGGGACGACUGCUUUGCCUAA